Messenger RNA from Anopheles nili, 744 nucleotides. RefSeq lists its product as uncharacterized. NCBI's taxonomy places the organism in Eukaryota, Metazoa, Arthropoda, Insecta, Diptera, Culicidae. Bases 1 to 744 code for a protein of 247 amino acids. The record is from RefSeq and is a predicted model, not a curated record. Gene Ontology annotation, cellular component: endoplasmic reticulum. Gene Ontology annotation, molecular function: proteasome binding. The transcript is spliced from 2 exons. Gene Ontology annotation, biological process: proteasome core complex assembly.
AUGAGUUUGAAUUUUGGUGAAAUUGUGGAACCAUCGACCCGUGCCUUCUGGGAUGAUUAUGACGAAGAGGAUGAAAAUGAUAAUUUAUUAUUAGACCCAUUGGAAUGGAUUUGGUACAACGGCGGUGAGGAGGAAUCCAGUGAGGAAUUGGAAAUUCAAAAAACGUUGCAAGAUCCGUUUCGCUUUGUCAUUAUCGAAGGACAGAAAGUCAGCAGUUUCGUGCAAACGGCAAUACUGAACGGGAAAUGUAAUCCCAUGUGUCAGCUUUCGUCAGGCACGGUUAACUUAUUUCACCUUCCAGCGGAGAAAUUAUUACUUUGCGUAUCGGAAGAACUGGAGCCAAAUCUGUUCGGAAAAAUAACGAAUAAGUUAUCCCGCUGGUUGGAUGCAGCAGAGGGCCUUACAACCAUAUCAUUGCUGCCGGCUGUCAUGUAUAAGGGACUCUCAGAGCCCGAGCAAGAUAAAGUUUGUUUCAUCAAAGCACUUAACGGAAAUGCAUUGCUUUCAAUAUCUGGCAUUGGACAGCUAGAAGCACCCAACGUGAUCACUGGAGUUUCUGCAGGUGCAGCGAGCUAUCGUAAAUUCCGUAGCAAGGAGACUGCCAUUUAUGGCUGUUAUUUGGAUUCGGUUAUAUUAGAUUCGGUGUCCUCUGCGCCAAUACUACGUCUCUUAAAAGCAUUGCAGAUACCUUGUGCUGAUCGUUAUGAACUCAAGUACAAGACAAGCUCUAACCUGUACAUGUAA